AUGGCCAUGGCGCUGUGGCACUUCUUUGGGACGCUGAGCCUCAUGGUGUCUGCGGCCGUACAGGCAUCGGACGUAUCAAAAGGCAGCAAAGGCGCUGCCCUGGGCUGUCUCGCCGAGAUUUAUCCCAAAGAGGCAUGGCCUCAGCUGCACACCUAUGCGGAUGCUGCAGCGCUGCUUGAGAAAUCCUGCCGCAACCUGGGGCAUGUGGGCGAGACCUGCGCUGACGUGGCGGGAGCCGUGUUUGCCCGCUUCGGCACGCGCAUGUCAAGCCCGAUCGCUGCCGACGAAGAGCUGUGCAGUGCAGUCCUUGCGGCAUUCACGUCCAUCAUUUCGACGGCGACCACCUUGCCGCAGGAGGUCGUGGAGAAGCUCCAGCAGGCGGAGGACCCGGGGGUGCAAAGCUUCCUGGACCGCUCGAAGCGCUGCAGCCUGGGUGCCUGCGACUUUGGCCCCGAGGACGAGAGCGUUCCCCCACCGAAGGAGACGCUCCGCUGGUGCCCAGAGAUCCUCGAGUGGCUGCACCGCGAGAAGCGCUACGGGCCCGAGGGCUACCACGUCAUCUGCCUCGAUGACUCCGGGGAGGGCCUCAAGCGCUCCGGCUGGUUCUUUGCGAAUGCCUCUGCGGCCAGCGCUCGACGCAUCUCCGUGCCGAGGCCCUGGGCAGCUUUCCGGAGCACCUUCCAGCGAUGGCUGCAGCCCAGCAGUAGGUGGGAGCUGCAUCCAUGGCGGCUCUUCGACACGGCGGGCCGUCCAGUUGAAACGGUUGAGGCGGCCGGGCAAGCAUCGCUCCUCUUGCUUUUCGAAGGCGGCGAGUUCCAAUACCCCGCCGUGCACCUCGGCUUCCAGCGCCGCGUCGCCCUGCCCGGUGCGGUGGCGAAGCUGCGCACCCUCUCGCUGCGACCGGUGGUCUUCUCCGUGGAGGGCUUCGCGGACGCCGCGGAGCGGCGGGCGCUGAAGAAGCUGGCCAAGCCGCUGCUGAAGAAGAGUGAAGUCCGGCAGUUUGACAACCACGAGAUGGAAAGUGAGCAGAGCUUUCGGUCUUCCUGGUCCGCGUUUUUGCCGACAGAGGACCCUUUGGUGAGCCAGAUCAUGAAUCGGAGCCGAGAGCUGACCAAGGUGGCGGGGCGUGUCGAGAACCUGCAAGUUAUGAGGUACCGCCACGGGCAGCAGUACCAAGCGCACUGGGACUUCUUCGACCCCCAGUACUUCAAGAAGCAGCCUGAGGUGCUGGGGCGCCUCACGCACCGGCGCAACCGGAUGUUGACGAUGCUCUUUUACUUAGCCAGCUCCGCCGGAGGCGGCCAGACGGCCUUUCCCAUGGCCUACGGCGCGCCGCGCCCCAUGGAUCCGGAGGAUUGCAGCUCCUGGCUGCAGGUGCCAGCGAAGCGAGGCAAGGCAGUGUUGUUCUACAAUCUGCAUGCAGAUGGGCGGCUCGAUCGCUCGUCCAACCACGCAGGCUGCAAGGUGAGCAGUGGGGAGAAGUGGUCGGCCAACAUCUGGGCAUGGAAUUCGGCGAACCAGGAAAUCCUGGAUCCAGAGUAUGACGAUGAGCUCUAA
Molecule: messenger RNA, 1557 nt
Organism: Symbiodinium natans
Lineage: Eukaryota; Dinophyceae; Suessiales; Symbiodiniaceae
Source: the annotation of a GenBank genome assembly